This is a messenger RNA of Notothenia coriiceps (black rockcod), 2817 nucleotides long. It is a transcript of the gene slc32a1, whose product is annotated as solute carrier family 32 member 1. Gene Ontology annotation, cellular component: vacuolar membrane. Gene Ontology annotation, molecular function: L-amino acid transmembrane transporter activity. Gene Ontology annotation, biological process: amino acid transmembrane transport. Lineage: Eukaryota; Metazoa; Chordata; Actinopteri; Perciformes; Nototheniidae. The transcript has 2 exons. The record is from RefSeq and is a predicted model, not a curated record. Bases 430 to 1995 code for a protein of 521 amino acids.
CUGCCACUCUAUGCAGACACGUGCACGCUCCUCUCUUUUCGGUGAUGCAGUCAGAGAUUCCAGCGCUCGUGCUCAACAGGACGCCCAACUGAAAAAAAAGUGCUAAUUUAUAUAUAUUUUUUAAGACAAAUUAGGACCAAUUUCCCUCCUGUCUCUUUUUUGGGCCGUUUCUUCGUUGAUGCAGAUACCAAGGAGCAUUAUUUGAGGGAGUACUAUGGAUGAGCAAGCGAAGAAAAGCGGCUGAGGAUUGUUAACGGUUUGGAUGAAACGGAGGGUAAGCUUACUUUGCGACGACAUCGAAGAGGCAACAGGCAUGACUUUACUGUAGCAGCUCAAACAAGAGAAACAUCAUCCUGCAUGCAUCUGCCUCUCUGCUCUUUACUCGGUAGUAUCAUUUUCAAUUGAAGAACGUAAUUUAUUGGGGUAACGAUGGCUCACCUAAUACGACACAAGCUCUCCAACAAGCUGACCAAUGCGGCCCACACGGUGUCCAACAAAUCCCAGGCCAAGGUCAGCGGGGUGUUCGCCCGGCUGGGCUUCCAGGCCGCCACGGACGAGGAGGGUGUGGGGUUCGCCGAGUGCGACGACUUGGAUUAUGACUACAGGCAAGGGAUGCAAAUGGAUGUCCUCCAGGGAGAAGAUGAGGGGGGACAGGUGGAGGGCGAGGGGGAGCUGGAUGGAGACAGCCACUACCAGAGAGACGGCACCGGCCACGCGCCAGGCCUGAAGACAGGAGGCUCUCUGGACGAGGAGAAGCCAAAGAUCACGACGUGGGAAGCAGGCUGGAACGUCACCAACGCCAUCCAGGGCAUGUUCGUCCUCGGCCUACCGUACGCCAUCCUCCACGGUGGCUACCUCGGUCUCUUCCUCAUUAUCUUCGCCGCUGUGGUGUGCUGCUACACCGGGAAAAUCCUAAUCGCGUGUCUGUAUGAGGAGGACGAGGACGGAAGGCAAGUGCGCGUGAGGGACUCCUACGUUGACAUCGCCAAUGCCUGCUGCGCGCCCCGCUUCCCCGCGCUGGGCGGGCACGUCGUGAACGUGGCUCAGAUCAUCGAGCUGGUCAUGACGUGCAUCCUGUAUGUGGUGGUCAGCGGAAACCUGAUGGUCAACAGCUUCCCGGGGUUCCCCGUCUCCCAGAAAGCCUGGUCCGUGGUGGCCACGGUCGCGCUCCUGCCGUGCGCGUUCCUGAAGAACCUGAAGGCCGUGUCCAAGUUCAGCUUGCUCUGCACUCUCGCGCACUUCGUCAUUAACGUCCUCGUGAUCGCCUACUGCCUCUCCAGGGCACGCGACUGGGCCUGGGAUAAGGUCAAGUUUUACAUCGACGUUAAGAAGUUCCCCAUCUCCAUCGGCAUCAUCGUGUUCAGCUACACCUCCCAGAUCUUCCUCCCCUCCCUGGAGGGAAACAUGUCGAAACCCAGCGAGUUCCACUGCAUGAUGGACUGGACUCACAUCUCCGCCUGCGUCCUGAAGGGCCUCUUCGCCCUGGUGGCGUACUUGACUUGGGCAGACGCCACCAAAGAGGUCAUCACAGAUAACCUGCCUUCCACCAUCCGGGCUGUGGUGAACAUCUUCCUCGUGUCCAAGGCGCUGUUGUCCUACCCGCUGCCCUUCUUUGCUGCAGUGGAGGUCCUGGAGAAAUCCUUUUUUCAGGAUGGCGGGAGAGCCAUGUUCCCUGACUGCUACGGCCCUACUGGGCAGUUGAAAUCCUGGGGUCUGGGCCUGCGAAUUGGCCUGGUGGUGUUCACCCUGCUUAUGGCCGUCUUUGUCCCCCAUUUUGCCCUCCUUAUGGGUUUAACUGGGAGCCUCACCGGGGCUGGCCUGUGCUUCCUCCUGCCAAGCCUCUUCCACCUGAAGCUCCAGUGGAGGAAGCUCCUGUGGCACCACGUCUUCUUCGACGUUGCCAUUUUUGUUAUUGGGGGCAUAUGCGCCAUAUCUGGCUUCAUUCACUCGGUUGAAGGGCUCAUAGAGGCGUACACGUACGAUCUCCACGACUGAGAGCUUCAGAGAUGACCUUUAUUGAAUGGUGAUGUCUUGAAAUGCCGCGCUCCGGCAGGUUGUCAUGACGCAGACCUUAUUACAACAUCACGUUAGCCACUUGACAAAGAAGCUCGUGAGAAGGAUUAUUUGUGUGAAAUGUACAUCUUUUUAUUUUGCCUUCGUGAAAAUGUGCAAUAAUGAACUCUACAAUCAUAGUGUAAAGUAGUCUACUCAUUCCAGAAAACAUGUUUUAUUCACUGGACAGACAAGCUCCGCAUAAAAAAGGGGGAGGGGGGUGGGGGGUGGCGAAUACGCGGGGAUUUACAUGUCCAGGUAUCAGUCUUCAUGCAAAGUUGUCAAAGAUCCAGUAAAAAUAUCCGCCAUGGGUCUUACUGUGAGUGUGUACGUGUUUAUAUUUGGGAAUGAAAUAAGUGAAAACAAUGGAGUGAAUAUGUUAUGAGCUGCUUGAAAUUUCAUUAAUCCCAUCAGAGAAAAUAUGACAACAAGGCACCAAUCAGGUGCUGGGUGGAUCAUAAUAAUAAUAAACAAUGAAAACCGUAUGUGUAGUUGUUUAAACAGAAUUUAUUUAUUUCAGUUCGUUUUUGUGUUUUAUUUUCCAUCUUUUGCCUAUAGUAGUCUUCGUUGGCUUGUUUGUUUUCUUGGUGUUUCAAGUGUCAUUCUGGAUGAAGUGAUUUCAAAGUGCAAGCUGGUGCAAAGUGGGUCCUAAUUGUGUUAUAUGAAGAAAAAAAAGUCUGAUAAUAUUCUCUUCCUAUUGAACUUGUUAAAUGUGAUUUAAUGGAACUAAUCAUGGUGUGUGAGACCAAGAGUAUUUGUUGAAUU